CUUUGUGCGUUAUCUUCCGAGUAGCAGUUCAUCUCCACACGCCUCGCAUACAAUUCAUACCACAGCAGUCGGCAUGUCUAUCCCGUUCAUAAGCCGUCUGAGGGUGCUUGAGUGGCCGCAGCUGAUCUUUGGUCUUCUGCUGGUCGUGCUCGAGUCCUUCCUGCGGUUCGUGACCUCAUGGCUACCCAGUUGGAUGAUUCUCAUCUUUGAGAAGAUCACCCGCAAGAUCUACGCCACUUUCCUACCCGCGGCAACAAGGGACAGGACUGUUGUUCACCAGAUCUACGAAGCACCCGAUUUCGUCAAUCUGUGUGCGAUAUUCGGGUAUCGCGCUGAAGAGCACAUCGUCAUGACGCGAGAUGGGUAUCUUCUGGGCGUGCACCGGAUCUGCAAGACCAAAGCCGAGCUCGCGCGCGAGCGGUCGUCGUCUUCUGACUCGGACACUGCCGGGUCUCAGGACUCAAAGCCUAAGCCUGUGGUGUACUUGCACCACGGCCUGCUCAUGAACUCUGAGAUCUGGGUUUGCUUGACCGAAGCCCAGCGAUGUCUACCCUUCAUCCUCGUCGAGCUCGGCUACGACGUCUGGCUGGGAAACAACCGCGGCAACAAAUACUCAAAGAAGCACGUAACUCACAGUCCUGAGGAGAACAAGUUCUGGGACUUUUCGAUGGACGAAUUCGCGCUCUACGACAUCCCAGACACGAUCGACUACAUCCUCGACACGAGCGGACAGAGCUCGCUCGCCUACAUUGGCUUCUCGCAGGGAAGUGCGCAGGCGUUUGCUGCACUGAGCUUGCAUCCGAAGUUGAAUGAUAAAGUCAAGGUUUUUGUUGCGCUGGCACCUGCUAUGGCACCGCACGGGCUUCGCAUCGGCAUCGUCGACGCAUUGGUGAAGGCCUCGCCGACGCUCAUGUAUCUCUUCUUUGGAAGGAAGGCUAUUCUGUCCAGUGCUAUUUUCUGGCAGUCAAUUAUGUACCCGCCCCUCUUCGUACGGCUGAUUGACUCAUCGCUUAUUUUCCUCUUUGACUGGCACGGCGACAACAUCACGCUACAUCAGAAAAUCGCUUCGUACGCGCAUCUGUACUCGUUCGCGUCAGUGAAGACUGUGGUGCACUGGUUCCAGAUCAUGCGCCACCGCUGCUUCCAGAUGUUUGACGACGACCUGAGCACGCCGCUACGCUUGUACGGGAACGCAUUCUACAAGGUCGCGCAGUUUCCGACGAGGAAUAUCAGAUCACCGAUUUACCUGAUUUACGGCACAAAGGACUCGCUUGUCGACAUUGAUACGAUGCUGGACGAGCUCCCCCCGCAUGCGACCGCGAUCCCGGUCGAAGGCCAUGAGCAUCUUGAUAUUAUAUGGGGUGCCGACGUGGGUAAAGUCGUGAUCCCUCACGUGCUGCGCAUUCUGGGCAAAUACUAUGACGUCGAGCAUGACUUGGACGACGAGUAUACGAAUCUAGAGGCGCUCAAGCUGGAAAAGACGAGCUCGAACUCGUCGACGUUGUCGUUUGCGCACACGACGACCAGGAUGUCAAUUUCGCGGUCGUUGUCGGGAGUUUCGAGAGCUGGUAAACCGCGUCCGUCAGCGUUGUCGAAAGAAGUAGCAGCUGCUAAUGAUGAGGGAACAUUGCCGUCUGAAACUGUGGAAGAUUAUAUACAGAAGGAGGAGAACGGCGAGCGGCACGAGCAAUCUUCAGAUGGCGACGAUGCAAGCGCACACACGUACGAGACCGCAUCAAAUUUAUCGGAAUCGGCGAGUUCAUCAGAGACCGUCACGGAUACUGUCACAGUUGUUCCAUUGCCACCUCCAUCACCGCCUAUAUCUAAUUCGUCGCGGGCAGCGGGACGACACCGAAGCUCGUCGAUUAGAUCGAGCUCGAUACCACGGACGAUGUCACCUGAUACCCGCACGCCACUGCAUAAAACCGCGAUUCUUAGCCAUGCGCAGGCCGAGGGGGGUAAUGGGAUCGUGCUAGGAGCCGCUGAGCCGGUGACGGGCGUGGUUGUUCCGGGCGGAGGUGGACGUACGGUUGUGCGUGAGCGAAGGAGACGGAUGUCGCUAGCGAUGGCGGCCCCUGAGCCGAUUGACGAGACGGCAACGCGUGAGGCCGACAAGGACGAAGAGAAUAACGCGAAAGAGAAUCAGAAGCAGGUGUCGUUUGGAAAGAAGAUAGAGCUGACGGGGGAGAAGAUCAAAAGAAGUUUUCUGGGCGCUUGAUGGAAUGGAAUUAGGUGUUUUGUGUUAAGGCUGGGCAAUUGUAUUUUGUGAAUAAUGCGGGGUUUAGUAUUUUUAGAAGAACCCAUGGCUGUAACGCGAGUUUUUCAUGGUAGCAAGUGUUGAUAGAGAUCAUCUUGACGCUACGCGUAAAUGACGCGAGCAUAUGCACGUCAGAUCAGGUUGGCUAUGCACAGACUUGGGCUGCCUUGUAGGACAUGCACGCUACAUACUACGCGUCGAGAGCUGUCACGGUCGCCCUGCGCGUGUUCUGUCGAUACAUCAGAAUGGGUUGAGGUGGUGUUGAUGGAGAGCUUACGUACAGAUAGCUUGACGGCUAGGGACGAUGGAUACGUAAGCCUCCAGCGGCUCGAGACAGGAUUGCUAGUAUCGAGGGAGAAAAGAGCGCGUAGUCCAGCUGCGACAAAGACGU
Myxozyma melibiosi is the source of this 2648-nucleotide messenger RNA. Its product is annotated as Alpha/Beta hydrolase protein. The transcript has 2 exons. The coding region runs from base 74 to 2218 and encodes 714 amino acids. Lineage: Eukaryota; Fungi; Ascomycota; Lipomycetes; Lipomycetales; Lipomycetaceae. The record is from RefSeq and is a predicted model, not a curated record.